Molecule: messenger RNA, 1713 nt
Organism: Lathyrus sativus (Indian pea)
Lineage: Eukaryota; Viridiplantae; Streptophyta; Magnoliopsida; Fabales; Fabaceae
Source: the annotation of a GenBank genome assembly
AUGGCGCGAAGAUCUCCUCCUCUGGUAAACCAAAAAUGUGAAACCGGUUGCACAUGGCGAAUGUUCGGAAUCUUUAACUUUCAUGAAGCUAGUUCCGAUAGAAGACUGGUUUCCAAUGGUAGCCAUUUGAAUAAACACACCACUGGAAAUGGAAAAUCCAGAAUUAACUCAGAUGUGCUCAGCACCGUCGAUGAAAAGUACCCUCAUGCUGCUGAUGUAAGUUCCAGAAGAAAAAGAGGUUAUAGUUGUAAGAAUAUAUGCGUGGAGGAUGAACAAAUUGCGGAUUUGGAAAACGAAGUAACAAAAAUGAUUGUUAAUCAAAGAUUUUUCGACAAAAACUCUCGAGGCAAUGCUGCAGACUGUCAGCCUAAUCAGUUCUUAGAUGCUGUGCAGAUUUUAUAUUCAAACAAGGAGCUUUUUGUUAAGCUUUUGCAAGAUCCAAACUCUCUUUUGGUGAAACAGAUUCACGACUUACAGAAAUCUCAAGUGAAAGCAGAACAAAAUGGAAUGAGUAGAUUGAGUAAAGCUCAAAGUAGUGGCAGUUUUGAUAGGUCUAAAUUGAGUUCAAAUUGCGAGCCUCGGACCUCUAAAAGAAUAGUCGUUUUGAAGCCUAGCACGAAUAAUGUGAAAAAAAUUGCUGACAAUAGCGAUGCUCAAAGUAAUAAGCCUUCGCAUUUUCCAUUUGGUGAUAUGAAGAGAAAGUUGAGGCACGUCAUGAGAGUAAGGAGAAAAGAAAAGCAGUGUAGUGCAACUGAUUCCUCGCGGAGUAAAUUUCUCUGCGGUUCACGGGACUUGGAAGAUGGUAAAAAUGUAAAAGAAUUGGAUUUUUCUGUAAGAAAUUCGCCAAAUAAGAUUUGUGCUAGUAACAGCAACAAUUUGAUCAUGAAGGACCAAGGUGCAAAAGUAACAUCUCAUGACAAACACCAAAUGGUUCUAAGAACACUUCAUAGAGACGGGGAAAAUUGUUCGUAUAGAAAUUCUUCAGCUCAGAAAAUCAAGGAUCCACCAGUGGCAACUUUUUGUGAUGAGUUGCAGGUUUUCGAUGCUGCAGAUAUUAGUGUCAAUAAGAGUCUUCCCGGCGAAAAUUUGCAUGAACAUUAUGAUAUUCCUAGAGAUGGAUCACUAGUACAAGCUAUACAUGAUAAAUUCGAAGAGAAUAACCAUCUUGCAGACCUUGUAACACUCUCUUUGGAUCGAAUGAACAAAUCAAAUGACAUCAUAAGUGAAGUUCUGCAGGCUUUCAGUUUGAAAUGCGAUGAACCGAUCAAGAGUCAUUUAUCAAACCUAUUGACAGAUUCAUCAACUUUUGAUGAACUGAAUGGAUUAACUGACCAACUUUCUGGCAGUAAAAUCUUGCAUGACUGCAUCAUCCAAUGUUUCAUGGACUUAUACCAGAACAGUGGUUUUCUACCUCAUCUUUCAUCAAGAAAUCCAAACUUCCUCCAAGCAUGUGUUGUCAAGAAAAUUUUGGUUAGAGAAAUUAAUGAACUUGUUAACCUACACUUUGUGUCUCAUCCAUCACCAAUAACGUUACACCAGGUUGUUGAAAAGGACAUGGCGAGACGUGGAUCAUGGAUGAAUAUCUAUGUUGAUACAGAAGACAUCGCAAUUGAAGUGGAGAAAGAUGUUUUGGAAAAACUGGUUUGGGAAAUAGUGUCUGAUAUGGAUAUCAGAUAUGUGAUACAAUGCAAUGAAACUAUGUCAAAAUCAUAA